This is a messenger RNA of Manihot esculenta (cassava), 1770 nucleotides long. Its product is annotated as transcription factor MYB120. The transcript has 3 exons. The record is from RefSeq and is a predicted model, not a curated record. The coding region runs from base 40 to 1770 and encodes 576 amino acids. NCBI's taxonomy places the organism in Eukaryota, Viridiplantae, Streptophyta, Magnoliopsida, Malpighiales, Euphorbiaceae.
GUAGCUGCUGCUGCUGCCAUUCAUCAGGGUGGUGGUGAUAUGCAUGCUAAUGUUCAUCAUGGUGUAAAUGGUACAGGAAGCUGUAGUGGUGGCAACGAUGGCAACGGUGAGACUCAUUUGAAGAAGGGCCCAUGGACGGCGGAGGAGGACGCGAUACUAGCGGAGUACGUGAGGAAACAUGGUGAAGGGAAUUGGAAUGCAGUGCAAAGGCAUUCUGGACUGUCUCGCUGUGGCAAGAGUUGCAGGCUCCGUUGGGCCAACCACCUUCGGCCCAACCUUAAGAAAGGUGCCUUCUCGCCUGAAGAGGAGAGGCUCAUUGUUGAGUUGCAUGCUAAGUUUGGCAACAAAUGGGCUCGUAUGGCUACUCUGCUCCCUGGAAGAACAGAUAAUGAAAUCAAGAACUACUGGAACACAAGAAUCAAGAGACACCAUCGUCAAGGUCUUCCUCUUUAUCCUGCGGAUAUUCAACCUCAACACCCACCAAGCCCCCACUUCCACCGCCCGCCAAGCCCCCACUUCCACCACCGCAGAUCCUCCUCACUGUCCAUCCCUCCAACCGCCCCUACGUCAUCUUUCACUUUUCCAACACCAAACACCGCCACUUACUCACUGACUCCGACGCCUGCUACCCCUCCCUCUCUCUUCCCUACACACACUUCUGCUAGUUUUCCUACUCUUCCACUUCUGGACCCCUCUCAACCACAGUACCACCACCACCACCAUGCAACUCACUCCACGCCUCCCAACCCAACCUCUUCUUUUUCUUUCCAAUCGCAACUGCCCUCUCCAACCCAUGCACAUACACACAAUUCUGCUUGUUCUACACCACCCCCCGUAUCUCCCCUGUCCUCUCCCUCCAUCAAUACACCAACGAAUUUUCCUACUCUGCCACUUUUUGAUUUCUCUGUGCACAGAACCCCUCCAACCAUUCAGACCCCUGUGCGCUUCAAACGAUUCUUCUCCUCCCCUAACAUAGCCUCUCUCGCCACAAACGACGACACCUCCACUAUUAGUCCUAAUUCUCACUUCUCUCUCCCCUUAUCUCCAUUGCCUCCUGCUUCGGCAUCCAACUCACCGUUGGAUCACCAGAUGCCUUCCUGCUUUUCUAACUUGCUCAGCAGUAACAACAGCAGCGAGUUCCACAAUGAACUGCAGAGAGAGAAUCAGGAAAUGUGUUCGCUUUUGGCUUCUGUAACACAACCGGAGCUCCCUUCAAACCAGUUUUCACCAACAAUAAACCAGAAUAGGAAUUUGGGGAUUGGUAUUGCUACUAGUGGUAGUAAGUUCGGUAGAAAAUCAACUAAGAAGAAAUUUGGUAAUUCUAUUAAAGAUCAGGUUAACGGCAACCUGGGUCUUACAUUGGAGGAUCUCUUGCAAGAGGCUAAAGGAUUGGCAGAAUGUGGACAGAUAUCAACAGAGCAGAGCAGUUUGGUUUUGCAGGAACAGAAGCCUAAACUGCUCGUCUCUGACGGAUUUGGCUUACAUUGGGAUCAAUCCAGUUCACUUGCUUUGUCGUCAGAAUUGGAACCGGAGGUUGACAUUUCAGACCAUCUGAACGACAUGCCUGAAGACUUCAACAAGGUCUUGGACACCCUCCCUUAUACAAUGCAGCCUGAGUUGUAUAGUGAUGGUGCGGAUGGGCCAUGUUCAGUCAUAACAGAUGAUGAUAUGGGGUUUGAUAUGCAGCAGAUAGCUUCACUGUUUUCUCCAGCAGAGCAUGGCAGGACUCUUGGGUCUUGCUCUUGGGAUAACUUGCCAGGAAUUUGCUGA